AACUUUCAACUUUCUAAAAGAAGAAAAAAAAUGUUAGUAAUACAACUACAACCUACCACAAAUUAGACAAACAACUUAUUAAUUACACACGGUAACCGUAUAUCGACGACUAAAUCAUAAAAUUUGUACAUCGUCACCAUCACACCACAAUAUUUUAGCGAUAUUUAUUGAAUAUUGAAAGGGUGAAAGGUCGUUUCGGGAAAAAGAUAACAGUACAAUGAUGAAAGAGGCUUUUGUUAACAUCUGUAAUGUACCAACACAUAUUUUUACAUGGGGCGGCUGGAUUGAAGAGUCGAUGGAAGAUGUUAAAGAAGUGGCCAUUUGUAUAACGGGAAAUCCGGGCUUGCCGGGAUUUUAUACAGAAUUUUGUGGAGAAUUACACAAGAGAUUGGAUGAGAAAAUGCCUGUAUGGGUGAUUGGACAUUUGGGUCAUGAUGAUCCUCCAGAAUCCAGUUUAAGAGAAGUUCCCCAAUUAAAGGGUAAUGAAGAAAUCUUCGAUUUAGAGGGACAAAUACGCCAUAAAAUUGAAUUCAUUGAAAAAUAUGUACCUUCCGGUGUUAAGAUCCACCUAAUGGGUCACUCUAUUGGUGCCUGGAUGAUUUUACAAAUGCUGCAAAAUGAUUCAGUGCGUAAACGUGUCAAGAAAUGUUAUUUACUCUUUCCCACCGUUGAACGUAUGAUUGAGUCACCCAACGGCUGGAUAUUCACUAAAAUCGCCUUGCCAUUAUAUUCCGUUUUCGGUUUCCUAAUCACUUUAUUCAAUCGCUUGCCCGAAUUAUUAAGAAUAUUCCUAAUACAAAUCUAUUUUUGGUUUUCCAAUAUACCCAACUAUUUCAUUGGCACCGCUUUGAAAUACACCAAGGCUUCGGUUUGUGAAAAAGUCGUUUUUCUAGCGGAAGACGAAAUGGCUCGAGUCAGAGGCUUGCAAAAGGAUAUAGUGCGCGCCUAUUUGGAUUUAUUGAAAUUCUAUUAUGGCACCACAGAUGGCUGGGUGCCGGUUAAGUACUAUAAUCAAAUUAAGGAGCAAUUUCCCGAAAUUGAUGCUGUAUUGGAUACUAAGAAAAUUGAUCAUGCCUUUGUUCUGCGCCACUCUAAGCCCAUGGCCUCUAUAGUCGGUGAUAUGAUUAUAGAAAAUUCUGAAAUUUUAGGUUUCAAAAAGAAUCUUUAAUCAGCCAUUUGAUCUCUUUUUUUUGUAUUAUUUUCAUUUGUAUGUUGGAUUACAAAAUCAUAAUUAUUUAUAUAAAAAAAGCAUUUAAAUAAAGUAAACGCAUAUAUUAAAUAUAAAGUGAAA
Molecule: messenger RNA, 1291 nt
Organism: Lucilia cuprina (Australian sheep blowfly)
Lineage: Eukaryota; Metazoa; Arthropoda; Insecta; Diptera; Calliphoridae
Gene: sturkopf
Product: lipid droplet-associated hydrolase
Exons: 2
Coding region: 218-1168 (316 amino acids)
Biological process (GO): lipid storage
Cellular component (GO): lipid droplet
Molecular function (GO): lipase activity
Source: RefSeq, a predicted model, not a curated record